AUGGAGUUCACCGGUUACAGGGUUCAUCCACCGUCAAGCAGUAUACAGCAUCUGACAGAAGAUGAGAAUAAUGAUUCUCAAACUGGAGUUAACAAAGCCAGCAAAGGAGGUCUUAUCUAUGGAGACUAUCUGCAGCUGGAUAAAAUAGUGACAUCUCAGGUUCUUCAAAGUGAGCUGAAGGGAAACAAGAUCCAUGAUGAACAUCUGUUUAUUGUCACACAUCAAGCCUAUGAACUGUGGUUUAAACAGGUUCUAUGGGAGCUGGACUCAGUGAGAGAAAUCUUUAUAAGUGGACAUGUUCGUGAUGAGAGGAACAUGCUCAAAGUUAACACUCGAAUUAACAGGAUCGUGAUGAUAUUCAGACUAUUGCUUGAUCAGUUUGCUGUUUUGGAAACUAUGACUGCCAUAGACUUUUUUGACUUCAGGGAAUAUCUCUCGCCAGCUUCGGGUUUCCAGAGUCUACAGUUUCGACUUUUGGAAAACAAGAUUGGGGUCCCACACAACCAGAGGGUUCCCUACAACAGAAGACAUUACCGAGACAAUUUCCGUGGCGAGGAGAGCGAGCUGCUCAUCCGCUCAGAGCAGGAACUCACUCUGCUUCAGUUAGUCGAGCAAUGGCUGGAGAGAACUCCUGGCUUGGAGGAAGACGGCUUUAAUUUCUUUGGGAAAUUGCAAACCAAUAUUUUCAAGGGACUCGAUGGAGAAAAAGAGAAAAUCGAGCAAAACCCAGAGACGAAAGAAGAGAUGAUGGCAGAGUUCAUUAAGCACAGAGAUGUUUUCUUAUCUCUCUUUGAUGAGAAGAGACAUGAUCAUUUACUAAGCACAGGUCAAAGGAGGCUGUCCUAUAAAGCAUUACAAGGAGCAUUGAUGAUCUAUUUUUACAGGGAAGAGCCUCGAUUUCAGGUUCCUUUCCAGCUCCUGACGUCUCUGAUGGACAUCGAUACCCUCAUGACCAAAUGGAGAUACAACCACGUGUGUAUGGUGCACAGAAUGCUUGGCAGCAAAGCUGGAACAGGCGGCUCAUCCGGCUACCAAUACCUGCGCUCCACUGUCAGUGAUCGCUACAAGGUGUUUGUGGAUCUGUUUAACCUGGCCACCUUCCUGGUUCCGAGAGAGUGGGUUCCCAAGCUGAACCCGACUGAGCACAGUUUUCUGUACACUGCCGAGUGCUGUGACAGCUCUUACUGCAGCAGUGAUGACUCAGACUAG
Molecule: messenger RNA, 1209 nt
Organism: Triplophysa rosa
Lineage: Eukaryota; Metazoa; Chordata; Actinopteri; Cypriniformes; Nemacheilidae
Gene: tdo2a
Product: tryptophan 2,3-dioxygenase a
Exons: 12
Coding region: 1-1209 (402 amino acids)
Molecular function (GO): L-tryptophan 2,3-dioxygenase activity; metal ion binding; heme binding
Source: RefSeq, a predicted model, not a curated record